CACCGGUGGCACCGCGCCGCGCGGGGCCGAGACACGCCCGCACCCGGCCCCCGCGCCACCCCGGCCCGCGCCUCGGCCCUGCGCCCGCCGCCCGCCGCGCGCCACCAUGCACCCGACGCGCUAGGAGGAAGCCGGCCGCCCGCAGGAAGCCCGCCGCGGUCGCCGUCGCCGCCGCCGCCCCCGCCCCCGCGGCCGCGCCCCUCCCGCGGGCGCCCCCCGCCCCACGCCCCCCCCACCUUCCCGGGAGGUGGGGGGGUGCGGGCCCCGGAUCGGGCGCCGGACAGCCCCGCUCGCGCGCCCGGCCCCGGCCCCCGCCCCCCGCGCGCGCGCGGCCAUGGAUGUGACCAGCGGCUCGGGCGGCGGCGGCGACCCCCGGCAGCUCGAGGAGACCAAGCCGCUGCUGGGGGGCGACGUGCCGGCCCCCGAGGGCACGAAGAUGGGCGCUGUGCCCUGCCGCCGGGCCCUGCUGCUCUGCAACGGGAUGAGGUACAAACUGCUGCAGGAGGGCGACAUCCAGGUCUGUGUCAUCCGGCACCCGCGGACCUUUCUCAGCAAGAUCCUCACCUCGAAGUUCCUGAGGCGCUGGGAGCCGCACCAUCUAACGCUGGCCGACAACAGCCUGGCGUCAGCCACGCCCACUGGCUACAUGGAGAACUCGGUCUCCUACAGCGCCAUUGAGGACGUGCAGCUGCUCUCCUGGGAGAACGCCCCGAAGUACUGUUUACAGCUCACGAUCCCCGGGGGCACCGUCCUGCUGCAGGCCGCCAACAGCUACCUGCGAGACCAGUGGUUCCACUCCCUGCAGUGGAAGAAAAAGAUUUACAAGUACAAGAAAGUCCUGAGUAACCCAAGCCGCUGGGAAGUGGUCUUGAAAGAGAUCCGGACGCUGGUGGACAUGGCCCUCACCUCCCCGCUGCAGGAUGACUCCAUCAACCAAGCCCCCCUGGAAAUCGUCUCCAAACUGCUCUCCGAGAACACCAACCUGACCACCCAGGAGCACGAGAACAUCAUCGUGGCAAUCGCUCCUCUGCUGGAAAACAACCAUCCCCCUCCAGAUCUCUGUGAAUUCUUUUGCAAGCACUGCAGAGAGCGGCCCCGGUCCAUGGUGGUGAUCGAGGUGUUCACGCCUGUGGUCCAGAGAAUCCUCAAGCAUAACAUGGACUUCGGGAAGUGCCCGAGGCUGAGGCUCUUCACUCAGGAGUACAUCCUCGCCUUGAACGAGCUCAACGCGGGCAUGGAGGUGGUGAAGAAAUUCAUUCAGAGCAUGCACGGCCCCACGGGGCACUGCCCCCACCCCCGGGUCCUGCCCAACCUGGUGGCGGUGUGCCUGGCUGCCAUCUACUCCUGCUACGAAGAGUUCAUCAACAGCCGUGACAACUCCCCGAGCCUGAAGGAGAUCCGGAACGGCUGCCAGCAGCCCUGCGACCGGAAGCCCACCUUACCUCUGCGCCUUCUGCACCCCAGCCCAGACCUGGUGUCUCAGGAAGCCACGCUGUCCGAUGCACGGCUCAAGUCGGUGGUCGUGGCCUCCAGCGAGAUCCACGUGGAGGUGGAGCGCACCAGCACGGCCAAGCCGGCGCUGACGGCCAGCACGGGCAACGACAGCGAGCCCAACCUCAUCGACUGCCUCAUGGUCAGCCCCGCCUGCAGCACCCUGAGCAUCGAGCUGGGCCCGCAGGCCGACCGCACGCUCGGCUGCUACGUGGAGAUCCUUAAGCUGCUGUCGGACUAUGAUGACUGGAGACCAUCUCUGGCCAGCCUGCUUCAACCCAUUCCAUUCCCCAAAGAGGCUCUCGCACACGAGAAGUUCACCAAGGAACUCAAGUAUGUGAUUCAGAGGUUCGCGGAAGACCCUCGACAAGAGGUGCACUCCUGCUUGCUGAGUGUGCGGGCCGGCAAGGACGGCUGGUUCCAGCUCUACAGCCCUGGCGGGGUGGCCUGUGACGACGACGGGGAGCUGUUUGCCAGCAUGGUGCACAUCCUCAUGGGCUCCUGUUACAAGACCAAAAAAUUCCUGCUCUCCCUGGCGGAAAACAAGCUGGGCCCCUGCAUGCUCCUGGCACUGAGGGGGAACCAGACCAUGGUGGAGAUCCUGUGCCUGAUGCUGGAGUACAACAUCAUCGACAACAACGACACCCAGCUGCAGAUCAUCUCCACGCUAGAGAGCACGGAUGUGGGCAAGCGCAUGUACGAGCAGCUGUGCGACCGGCAGCGGGAGCUGAAGGAGCUGCAAAGGAAAGGCGGGCCCACCAGGCUCACACUGCCCUCGAAGUCCACAGACGCUGACCUGGCUCGCUUGCUGAGCUCAGGCUCCUUCGGAAACCUGGAGAACCUCAGCCUGGCCUUCACCAACGUCACCAGUGCCUGCGCGGAACACCUCAUCAAGCUGCCGUCUCUCAAGCAGCUCAACCUGUGGUCCACUCAGUUUGGAGACGCCGGCCUGCGGCUCCUGUCAGAACACCUCACCAUGCUCCAGGUGCUGAACCUGUGCGAGACCCCAGUCACCGACGCCGGCCUGCUGGCCCUCAGCUCCAUGAAGAGUCUCUGCAGUUUAAACAUGAACAGCACCAAGCUCUCGGCCGACACCUACGAAGAUCUGAAGGCCAAGCUUCCUAACUUGAAGGAGGUGGACGUGCGCUACACAGAAGCCUGGUGAAGCUCCGGCCUGGCAGAGUGACGCUGCAGCCGCCACGACGCGACUAACAGCCGUGGAGCAGUGACACGGGUGCCCGGCGCCUGGCUGCGGGGUAGACGGGGAGUCUCUGGGGCGGAGGGGAGGGCUCUGCCAGCCCACCGGGGCCGCCGGAUUCUUUUAGCUUCACAAUCGGAACCUUUGGCCUGAUCUAAAAACGGACAUUGUCGUCGGCAACCAGGGGAACAAGCGGAGUCAGCCAGUCGGGAGGGUGGGGAGGCGGGUGGGGACCCUUCGUGGAUUUUCUUUGCCUUUCUGUUUACUGCUGCUGUCGCCGCCGCGUGGAAAGGCCCUGGGACACCACCAUCUCGCCGGCCGGACACGGUUGCUCUCUUCCCGGUGGCGGCGGCAGCGAGCGGGCAGGGGGGUGGCCAGCGGAGCCGAGAGCUCCCUCGCCACCCUGGGGACCCGAAGACCCAGUCCUGUCAUCGCCGUCCUGUGUCCUUGCCAUUGCUAUGCAAAGUGGUUCUUGUUGUACAUAAGAUUUAAAUAAUGCACCUAUUUAAGAGAUGUUGACAAAUUGUGGGUCUGGGACCUGCUCUUAUUUAUGAAGUCUGACCCCCUUCCUGUCCCCGCCCCCGCCCCCCCCGAGUGUAGUUACUGUACCAAUCAGUCGGCUGUUGGGUUAGUGGUAGUUUUAUUGUUAUUUUUUUUAAAGGGAACAGACAAAAAAAAAAAAAAAAGAAAACAAAAAACAAAAAAAAAAAGACCCUCCCUGGCAAAUUAAUUGCUUUUUCGUAAUGGAUCCCACAUGCUGAUGCUUGUCCAUCCGUCUGUCUGUCCACUCACCCUGCCCACCUGUAUAUUUCCGAUUCCCAGGUGUCUCCGCUUCCUCGUAGGUAAGGGCCAGGCUGGGGGAAGGAGGGAGAAAGGGGGUCCCCACCUCGUCCUCUUGCUCCUCUAAGGUCCAAGCUGCCCCCUUUUCUAGGUUUGGAAGGGGGCGGCUCACCCCCCUCCUGGUCCUUCCCUGGUAGAGGAGCCGCCCUCUCACAAGUCCCUGUGUCCAGCGGUCUUUGUGUCCCCGUCCCCCGCUAAGACUGUGGGCCCCCGUCGUCCCGUCCCGCAUGCCUGUCUCCGCCUCUCUGCAUGGUCUCUUGGGAGAAGAGAAAGGCGUCACCCGCCAGCCUGCCUGUACACCCCACCCGUGUGACCACUGCAGCGAAGACGUCCCUCUGUCCCCACCUGCUCCGGACAAACCGACGUCCUUGUCUUUUAUCAACAGCCGGCUUUUUCUUAACAAGCCCUCCCUGUACAGACCAGCCCCGGCGGCCCACCCUGGCGGCUUCUUUGGGAUCCCCCGUCCAUCCUGUCCCGCAGCCCCUUUUUCUGUUGGUUUAGCACAAAUACAUCUCCCCUCUGGCACCUCCAAACCGAACCCCAGUCGAUGUAAUUGUUUUAUAUAUAUUUAAUCUUGUUCGAUGGAAACCAUGCUUUGUCGUUUUAUACUUUGCUAGGUAGACUUUAUUACCCCCCUUUGCCCUCAUUUUUUUAAAAAAGGGGAAAAAAAAGAAAUUGGGUUUCAGUCUUCAUUCAUUUUCUGUGCCAGGUUUUAUUUCAUGUGUGUGUGCGUGUGCGUGUGCGUGCGUGCGUGUGUAUUCUGUUUUGUGUUCUGUUUUCUGUUGUUUUCGUUUGGUUUUAGUUCCUCUCCCCCCUGCCACCCCAUCCCUGGUUCCGUAUUCCAUAGCACUCCGGUGCAGAAAAAACAGAAGCAAAAAAAAACCCAAAACACACACACACACACACACACACACACACACACACAACAUUUAAAAAUUUAAAACAGAAGAAACGAGGCCCGCACCUUCCCCCUCGCCUGUCGCUUUGCCCGAUGGUUAAUACUACUGUCACGUAGCUGUGUACAAAGACAUGUGAAAUACUUUCAGGCAAAAAUAAACUGUAAGUGAUUC
Cavia porcellus (domestic guinea pig) is the source of this 4599-nucleotide messenger RNA. It is a transcript of the gene Cmip, whose product is annotated as c-Maf inducing protein. The transcript has 21 exons. Lineage: Eukaryota; Metazoa; Chordata; Mammalia; Rodentia; Caviidae. Bases 335 to 2656 code for a protein of 773 amino acids. The record is from RefSeq and is a predicted model, not a curated record. Gene Ontology annotation, cellular component: cytosol; nucleoplasm.